Molecule: messenger RNA, 2154 nt
Organism: Macrobrachium nipponense
Lineage: Eukaryota; Metazoa; Arthropoda; Malacostraca; Decapoda; Palaemonidae
Gene: Rs1
Product: probable ATP-dependent RNA helicase DDX27
Exons: 13
Coding region: 405-2093 (562 amino acids)
Molecular function (GO): RNA helicase activity; ATP binding; nucleic acid binding
Source: RefSeq, a predicted model, not a curated record
UUUCUUCCAAGACUUUGAUUUUUGUAGAAACUGUAAAGGACUAUCAUCGAGAUUCAUGGGAGGAUGUUCUGGAAUACAUCAAAACACCUAGAGAAAGAGAUGUUUCUGCAAGGAUUGCAAGAAUCCGUCAAGAGGAGCUCAAGAAAGAAAAGGUUGACACUGAUUCCAAGGGGGCAGAUUCCAAGUCUCAGGAGAUCCUAGAGAAUACCGAUGAGAUUUUUGUACCAGAUCCAGCCAAAAAAGAUGCUCUGAAAGUCAGAGAAUUAGAUUUGAAGAGGAAAGAAAAGAUAAAAGAUCGCCCUGUUAAAGAUAAAAGAACUAAGGAACAAAUUCAACAAGAUGAAGUGAAUGCAAAUUUCUUUGAAGAUGCACCUCCUGUUGAUUAUGAUAUUACAUUCCUGGAAAUGAAUUUGUCUCGAUCAUUGCUGAAGGCUAUAGAUAGUUUGGGAUAUGAAACUCCAACUCCUAUCCAGGCUGCCACAAUUCCUGUUGCCCUUCAAGGCAGGGAUAUUUGUGGUUGUGCUGCCACAGGUACUGGAAAAACAGCUGCUUUUAUGCUCCCAAUUCUGGAGCGACUCAUUUACAGACCACCUGAUGAUGCAGUGACUAGAGUAUUGGUCCUCUUACCAACAAGAGAGUUGUGUGUACAAGUUUUUCAGGUGACAAAGGAUCUGUCAAAGUACACCAGCAUAGACACAGCCUUGUCAGUUGGUGGCUUAGAUCUUCGCACCCAAGUUGCUAGGCUUAAGACCAUGCCAGAUAUUGUUAUUGCGACCCCUGGACGUCUUUUAGACCAUCUGAAAAAUACUCCAAAUUUUGGUAUUGAUGGUGUUGAGAUUUUGGUCUUGGAUGAAGCAGACCGACUGUUGGACGAGCAUUUUGAAGAACAAAUGAAAGAUAUAAUGAAUCAAUGUUCAGCAAAACGCCAAACCAUGCUUUUCUCAGCCACCAUGACAGAUAAAGUUCAGAAGUUAGCUUUAGUCUCUUUAAAAAACCCUGUUAAGGUAUUUGUUGACAGCAACACAGAUGUAGCUCGAAAUUUACGCCAAGAAUUCAUUCGACUUCGUUCUGAGACCAGUAGGGAAGCUGUUUUAGCUUAUUUGGUAACUCGAACAUUCAGCCAUCAUACUAUGGUGUUUGUGCCAAGGAAGACUCUUUGUCACAGAUUUGUUAUCAUGUUGGGGUUCUUGGGUAUAAAAGCAGGAGAACUCCACGCUAAUCUUAAGCAAACAGAGCGUCUUCUUUCACUGCAGAAGUUUAAAGAAGGAGAAAAUGGUGUUUUAAUAGCAACAGAUGUAGCUGCCAGAGGUCUAGAUAUUAAAGGGGUCAAAACGGUUAUAAACUACACUCUUCCAAAGACAUAUGCAAGGUAUGUUCACCGAGUUGGUCGUACUGCGCGUGCAGGACACGGUGGGCGUUCCAUCACAUUAGCUGCUGACAAUGAGUACUCCAUGUUAAGAGAAAUUAAGAAAUGCUCAAAGUCUGCCUUGUUUGAGAGAGUCAUUGACAAAGAUAUCCUAGACGCUUAUACAGCGAAGCUUGUGAAGGUGGAACCAUUGAUUACGAAGGUGUUUGAGGAAGAACAGGAGGAGAAGAAGUUGCGAAUGAUGGAAGAAGCUGUGAAUAAGAUGGAAAAUAAACUUAAAGACACUGAUGAUAAAGGAAAGAAAUCAGAGAGAAAUUGGUGUAAAGAUGAAUUUGAAGACAAAUUAAGUAGAAAACACAUGAGAGCUCAGAGGAAACUUUUAGCAUUUACUUUAGGAAAGAAGAAAGGACCAGGUAAACCAGUUAAACAGUCUGACGAUCCACGUCUCAAGGACAAAAUGAAUCGACAGGUGCAGAGAGCUAAAAAAGCAAUGAAGACUCAGCGAUUACGAACAGAUCAUGAAAAAGAAAUCUCAAGUGCUGCUGACAACUCGAAAAAUAAAAAAGUAAAGCGUAAUAAGAGAAAGGGUUCUUCAUUUGACCAAGAGUUGACAAGUAUUGAUAGAAAAUCUGUGAAGAAGUUCCGAGCUGGACCAUCAUAUGAAGAAAAGAAAGAGGCUUUUGAAAAGAAAUAUCCUGGGAAGAAGUUCAAACCUAUAAGAAGAUAGACAAUUGUAGCUAAACCUGUGCUUUAUAUACUGUUGCAUGAAUAAAUGAAAUGGAUAGCUG